AUGGUUCCAGACCAGACUGCCUUCUGGUCUCACAUGUGCUUGCCACGGGUUGAGGAGGAGAAAGGAUGGAGGGAAGAGAAGGAAAAAAUAAAUAGGAGACCCGAAAGGCGGGCCGCACGGGUAAAAAGAAACAAAGCAGAGAAAUUCUGGGCUUCGUCGGCCGCCGUACCACCCGGAGAGUCAGUCGCUAUAGUAACAUCGGAAAGCGGCGGGAGGAGGCGACUUUGUCUUAAGCUUCUGGACCAACACAGAGCAGCCUGCCCCAUGGAUCUCACAGAGGCUUCCUCUAGCAAACUGAACCUAGACCGGGGUCCUGUGGUGAGUGUCUCCUUGCCCAUUCCUGCUAUCGUCUUCAUCAGUGUGGUUGUCUACUUGCUGCUGCUUAGCCUGGUGCUGCUGGCCAGACAUUAUUUGGUGGAGCAAGAUUGCUGCACAGACUGCAGAGGGUCCUGCAGGAAGGCAGAUGCCCCUGGUCCCUUUGAGUGUUGCCAGGGUUGUGCUGAAGCCUGUGACUUCCCUCUGCCCAGUCCAGCCCGAUGCUUGGAUGCCUGCUGCCCCCAGCCCAUGGAAGCAGGUUGGGCCCCCCAGUGCCCCAGAUGCUGCCCACUGUGUGACUGUGCCUGUGCCUGCCAGCUGCCUGACUGUCAAAGCCUCAAUUGCCUCUGCUUUGAAAUCAAGCUCAGAUGAGGAUCAUUUGCUCAUGGUUAUGGAACACUGCCUUCUCGAAGACCUGCCUCCCCCACAAUCCCAGAAACAUACCCUGGGAGUUGGGCCACCACCCCAGUGAAGCCUAAAAUGGCUAGCCACUUUCCUGGCAAGGGCUAGCUUGUCCUUUUGUCUUCAUUGGACCUAAGCAGAGAAGAACCAGGCUCUCCUAGAAAGAUGCAGAGAACAGUUACACUUAGAAGCAUCCAAGCCUUUUGAGAGCUGGGACCUCAAGCACCUUGGAGAAAAU
Messenger RNA from Dromiciops gliroides (monito del monte), 955 nucleotides. RefSeq lists its product as uncharacterized. NCBI's taxonomy places the organism in Eukaryota, Metazoa, Chordata, Mammalia, Microbiotheria, Microbiotheriidae. The transcript has 5 exons. The record is from RefSeq and is a predicted model, not a curated record. Bases 1 to 687 code for a protein of 228 amino acids.